AUGGUUCCGGAGGGGGGGGGCAACGGCGGCGGCGGCGGCGGCGGCAGCAGUGGCGGCGGCGGCGUCUAUAGUUCUGAAGGUAGAGGCAACGGCAGCGGUGGCGGCGGCGACAGCUAUGGUUCCGGAGGUGACGGUAGCAGCGGCGGCGGCGGCUACAGCUCUGGAGGAGGUGAAGGCAACGGCGGCGGCGGCAGAGGCUAUGGUUCCGGAGGUAGAGGCAACGGUGGCGGUAGCAGCGGUGGCGGCGGCUACAGCUUUGGAGGAGGUGAAGGCAACGGUGGUAGUGGUGGCGGCACAGGCGGCGGCUAUGGUUCCGGUGGUGGAGGCUAG
This is a messenger RNA of Homarus americanus (American lobster), 330 nucleotides long. RefSeq names its product glycine-rich cell wall structural protein 2-like. The record is from RefSeq and is a predicted model, not a curated record. The transcript has a single exon. Lineage: Eukaryota; Metazoa; Arthropoda; Malacostraca; Decapoda; Nephropidae. The coding region runs from base 1 to 330 and encodes 109 amino acids.